Messenger RNA from Oikopleura dioica, 3156 nucleotides. NCBI's taxonomy places the organism in Eukaryota, Metazoa, Chordata, Appendicularia, Copelata, Oikopleuridae. The record is from the annotation of a GenBank genome assembly.
AUGAUCGCCAAGAACACGCAAGAGAAGUUUAAAGUCACCUUGACCUUGGUGUCAAUGACGCUGAUGCUCAUCUACAUCGAGAGCGUUUCCCUGCACUCGGACACAACUAAACAACCAAAAGCUAGUUCUCAAGAAAAGCUACUAGUAAAUUCUAAAGCAGUCAAAAAACCUCACCCAUCGCCCACUCCACUUCCAGUGAUCACCAACGAAAAGGACAACUGCAAGAAAACAAACCAGAUCGUUUUCGUGAAGACGCACAAAACUGCUUCAUCGACCGUGCAAAAUAUUUUGCUCCGCUUUGCCGACACUCAUAAUAUCCCAGUUGGACUACCAGCGAAUUCCGGCAGUCGUUUCUUCUAUCCUCGCAAGUUUCUGAAAGCAAUGACGAAGCCUCUUCUGGACGGUUCUUCGCCCGCAAUAAUCGCUCAUCAUCUAAGAGCUAGCGAUCAGCUGUUCAAUACAUAUCCCGAUUCCAAGUUUAUAACAAUUUUACGCUCAAUUCCUUCACUCUACGAAAGCACCUUCUCUUACUUCAAAACAGAAACAGCCCCUUACCGAGAUGCCGCGAAUUUAACAGAGUUCUACAAUGAGCCGGAGAAAUUCGUAGAUUCAAAGGAUCAAGUCGGUCCCAAUGGCGGCCGCGUUUUCGCCAAAAACCACAUGACAUUUGACUUGGGCUUUGAUCAUUUGUCCGCGUCGGAGGAGGAAAUAGAAGAGGCGAUCAAGAGCAUGGAAGAAAGAUACGAAUUGGUGAUGAUUUCGGACUACUUCGUCGAAUCGAUGGUCUUGCUAAAACACGCCUUUUGCUGGAACUGGGAAGACGUGGCAUUUUUCGCUUCCAACGCUAGGGCCAGCAACUCAGAAGAUCAAUUAGACGAAGAGCUUUCCCGGAAAAUGGAGGAGUGGAACCACUUUGACUUCAGGAUAUUUAGCCAUUUUAAUAACACCUUGUGGAAAAAAAUUGACGAAUUGGAAUCAUUUGAUGAGGAUAAAAAGACUCUUGAAGCGCUUCUGGAAGAGUUGAAAGAACACUGCCUGGAUUCCGAAGUCAUUUGUAGAAAGGGAAUGAGCUGUGGGAAGGCGACAAAAGUAGCAAUCAAGAAAAACACCCUUUCUGAAAGUGGCGCAGCUGACGAACGAUGCAAGCAAAUGGUCCUCAAUGAGACUGCAGAAGAGAUCGGCAAGCAAACAAACAACGGCGCGAUGCAAGACGGCGGGAUGCAAGAAUGUAUGAAGAAGCAAUGCGGACUAUCAACGAACAAGCCGCACGAGUUCGAGCGGAACUGGAACAACAACAAAAUGAAGCACAGACUCGGUCUUAAAAAGUCCGGGAAUAAAAUCGACGAGCACGUACUCAAGAGCGGCAUCGAUGAGCUCUCCGAGUUUAUUGACCCCACUACUAACGUCAUCUACACGAAAAUCCGCGCCCUUGGCAAAGGAGGCUUCGCCAAAGUCUAUCAGUGCAAGCGCGGGCACCCGUUCCCCGAAGACUACGCAGACGUCGCGCUCAAAAUCGUUCCUAAAUCGCGCGUCGCCAAGCCCAGCCAGUUGGAAAAGAUUAAGGGCGAAAUUAGUAUCCAGAGCACGCUAGAACAUCCCAACAUUGUCAAGCUGCUCACGAGCUUCGAAGACCCGACUAAAAUUUGCAUCGCCGUCGAGCUUUGCCACCGCAAGAGUCUCACUAGCUUGGUCAAGCAAAAGAACCAGGUGCCGCAACAAGAAGUGGCGCGAAUCGGGACCGCGAUCGUGCAAGCUCUGCAUUACAUCCACUCGCGCGGGAUCGUUCACCGCGAUCUCAAACUCGGCAACAUUCUGCUCACGAGCGAUGGCACCCCCAAGCUCGCCGACUUCGGCCUCGCCAUGUACUACGAACACGCAAAGCCAGGGAACAUCUGUGGCACGCCUAACUUCAUUUCUCCCGAAGUUCUCAAUGAGCAUCCUCAUCGCCCUCCAUCUGACAUUUGGGCUUUAGGCUGCGUUCUCUGCACCCUGCUCUCUGGAAAGUCAUGUUUCGACUACACGAACAUGAAAGAGACGUAUCAAAGAAUCCUGAAGCUGCAGUACAAUCUGCCCGACUGGCUAUCGGAAGAGGCGAAAGAUCUCAUCCGCAAAAUCCUCGUGCCUGAUCCGAACACGCGGCUCAAUCACGAGCAAAUCCUCGCCCACCCAAUGAUGCAGAAUACACCGAUGACAGGUGUUCUUUCGGAGCGCAGAGACAGCGAGAAAAACGUUCUCACUCACAACGCGCUCAAAAGACGAUACAGCGAGGGCUUCGGAAACCAGGGACAACGAUCCAACUCGAACAAGAACGUCGCCCCUGCACUUCUCUCUCCGAUGCACCAAGAUCCAGGAAGAAGUUCUGCUUUUGUGGGUUACAACACGAACCAGUACACCUUCAACCCACCGCCAAGGCUUGCGAUCAACAAUGAGACGAUCAUUCCGCCGGAGCAGCCUCAUAAUCCAACGACUCGACUCCUCGAAGAAAACCGAGUUGUUUGGAUCUCGAAAUGGGUCGAUUACACGAACAAGCUUGGAUUUGGGUACAAACUAUCCGACGGCAAAAUUGGAGCGAACAUGCCCUCGCCGAGCAAAUCGUUCAUCAUCCUCCGACGAAACGGCUUCAUGGCGGACGACUAUUCAGAAUAUAGACAGUCGAGAACGACGUUUAUGUUCAACGGGCAGAUCGGGCCGGAGCACAGCCGCCACAAGAAGAUACUUGACUAUUUCAUCAAGUACAUGAGGGAGAACCUGACCAGCGGCGCCGAAAAUCUCAUGCUUCUGAGCAGAGAGGCGUCCAACGACACCAUCGAUGUUCGACUCGUUCGCCAUCAAAAUUCCGAAUUCGAAGGAAGGCAAGCGAUAGCGAUGGAGUUGUCGAACGGGACCCUUCAGGUGAACUUUUCCGGAUCGCGUAAAUUCGUGAUCCACAAGCCGCGCUCACUGACAAACGCUGUCAUCCUGAUCAUCGACAGCCAGAGACAAGGACAGGCCUUCGACUGUUCGAACAUGAUGACAAUCCCGCACGAGGAAAACAAGAACCUCGAGCACGUGCACAGGAUUUUCCACAAAAUGCACGGUGACAGCGUCCACUGUUGGACCGCCACCGGAUGGGGCUCCAUCCUCUGCAGGUUGACCAAUGCUGUUGGUCAUGUAUAG